AUGGGUGACUCCGACUUUGCCCGAUCCAGCGCUGCAGACCCUGAAUCGGAGCCUGACAACACAGCAUCGUUCGCUGUUAACUCACUCCGCACCCCACAACGGAACUCGUCGUUAUGCGACCUACAAGCCCCAACACCUCUUCUUCACAACAGCCACUCGGAAUUGCUGAAUGGGCAGCGAACAACAAUCGAGCUCGCCGAUUUCAAAGCAAACCUUCUUCGACAACGGGAGUGGAUCAUGGCGGAGCUCAAGAACAAGGCACACCCCACUGAUCUCUUUGAGACCUUCCAAAGUGCGGGUAACCAGGUCGAAGCAGACUUGAUUUGUAUUCGAAACGGAACGUAUGUGAAUGAUCCCAAGUCACUCGUUCAGGUCAAGCUUCCCACUCAGGCACGGGGACCUUCACCUCAGUCUGGCCCCUCGGCCUCAACCCAGGGACCUUCACCCCAGUCUGGCCCCUCGACCUCGACCCACGCGCGAUCGAAGACCAAACGGACACCUGGCCUCAACUCCAAAGGGAAAGCUCCAGACCACCAAUUGGAGAGCCCCAUGGAACACACACCUCGUGAAAAUUCCAAACGUAGAGCUUCCGCGUCACCCGAAUUGGACGAUGACAAUUCAGGCACUGCCUCGAGCCCCAAGAGGUCAAAGACCACGCAGGAAGACCCUCUGCCACCUUGUCACAAUCCCUCACGCACCGCGAAGAAUGUAGCAAACUCAAGGGUAUUAGCUCAAGCAGCCCCCCCACCUUCUGUUCACGAAGACGACGAGGACCUUGUGUUCAUUCCCACGAAGGCAUCUGUCCCCGUCACCCCACCACCUCAGUACAGCUCAGCGCCUCAUAUCCCGCGAGCUCGUGCAGACCUGGCUACCUACGCAGUCUCCAAUGCGAUUAUGGACUAUUGUCAAAACCACUCCAGGCUUCCCCUUAUGCGGCCGGACGACUCUGACCCCUUUUACCGCUUUUUCAACAAGCGGUUCUCUCAUCCCCCGAACAAUCAGCCUCUUGUCAUGUCCAUGUCUGAGAGCGUCAAAGCCGCUUGGGAUGAUGCGCUACCCGGUGCAACCUGGCCUGGGUAUGUACAAGCAGGAAUGGAUGCCUACAUUCUUUUUUUUAGGUGGUACACGGCCGUCAGAUCGGAUUCUCGUUGGCUCCCAUCCGACUCGAUGAACAUGAUUGACCGCCUUGAAGCCAUCAGGGAUGUAUUGCAGAGCAACUCCAUCCCAUUGGGAUCAGGCCCUUCUGUCCCUAUCUCGAAUCCGACCCCGAGUCCCUUUGUGACCUCGACUUCGACAUCAACGUCCGUGCUUCCCGCCAAUCCUUCCGUGCCUGCAACUUUGCCGUCAAAUCCUUCCGAGCCUGCGACUUCGGCGUCAAAUCCUUCCGAGCCUGCGACUUCGGCGUCAAAUCCUUCCGAGCCUGCGACUUCGGCGUCAAAUCCUUCCGAGCCUGCGACUUCGACGGCAAGUACUUCCGUGACACAGUCGGUUCCUCGCGGCCCCACCCCAUUCCCGCUCACUUUGGAACUCGUCGUCUCAGCAAUUGAAACCCUUGCUUUGCACGACUCAAGUAUACCAUCUGGUGAACCGGACAGCGUCUUUCAUGGAUUCUUCAGGCCCGCUUUUUCAGCUCCUGCGCCAGGUAAUGUAUGGCCACAAUUGGAGGUGUAUUUGGACGCGAGGAUUGGCGUAGAGGUCCUUGUGCAGACACUACGACGCGGUCGCUAUGGCGUCGAUGGCCUUAUUUGCCACUGGCUUGUACGCUCUCAAGCCUCCCCAGGAUGGGACGCUCAAUGUGACAAAGGUGUUGAAUCCAAGUUACAUGCAGUCUUGAAGGUUAUGGAUGGUGCUUGUCUACAAGAAUCCCAACCUUUUAUACGCGCACCUACGCCUCCUAUCCCUCCAGUCUCGUCUCGAGAACCAGAUUCUCAGCCCGAGAUUCCCCCAGCGCCUCUAUCUCAAGCUGGUUCUCGAUGUCCAACUCCUAGGCCUUCGGCUCUUCCAGCGCCUCUGACUCCUUCAGCAACUGCACCUCAAGUUCCCUCUCGAGUGCCAACUCCUCCAGUGUCCUCUCGAGUUCCAACCCCUCCAGCGCCUCUAUCUGUAGCUGGUUCUCGAUGUCCAACUCCUGGGCCUUUGACUCUUCCACCGGCUGCACCUCAGGUUCCCUCUCGAGAUCCAACUCCUAGGCCUCUGACUCCUUCCGCGACUGCACCUCAAGUGUCCUCUCGAGUGCCAACUCCUCCAGCGGCUGCACCUCAAGUUUCCUCUCGAGCUCCAACUCCUAGGCCUGCCAGUCCGGACGCAACUUUACCUGUUGAAGGCCUGUCAUCACCCAAGGAUCAGCCAUCCGCCACAACCUUGUCAAGCACUGCACUGACAAAAGUGGUCAUUGAUCCUUCUUUGGCCCCUAUCAACCUCCCUCCUCAACUAGAAGCUUUAGGCCCGAGGGAAGAUCUUGCUACCAACAGCCCACCUGUGCGCAAGAAGAAGCAACGCGCUCUACCUAAAUCCCAGCCCUUUGUUGAAGAUUCUCCACACGUGGCGUCUGCACACGAGUCUGGCACAACAGGACCUCCGGCCAUCCCUCAAUCCAAUCCUCCUGAUAGUUCUACGGAUCUCCCCUCCUCCAAUGGUGCUGUGACUUCAAACUUGAAUAAUACUUCGGCAAGCUCCUCAAAGCAACCACCGAUUGCACCGAUUCCACCUGGAGGUGUUCCUAUUCCGGUCAACGCGGAUGUCCGCCAAAUCCCCACACCGUCUCCUCCCUCUGGCCUCUGGAAGUUGGCUGAGCCCUCUCUAUUUGAAGUCACCUCGGCUUCAGUUCGCCGGAACCAAGUAGUCAGCGCGGACGUGCCGCAGAUUUAUGAAUUGAUACUGAACCUUCUCCUUCAACGCCGGGAAGGAGAGAGCUUCCCAGAGGGUGGGGCUUCCAUGGAAGUGGGUGAGUCUUUUGGGCCUAAGCCCAGCCUUGCCGUGCGAGACUGGAUUGCAAGGAAGCCCAACAUUUCACUCGUUCAAAGUGACGGUGAGGCACCAUGGCACCGGCCGGAUAUCUUUGAUCUUACGAUAACCGGCAAUUCCCUCCCCUCCACUCCUGAUGAUAAACGUCAUACAACCUUCACACGCAAUAUCCUCGCCGUUUUCUACAACAUCGGUUCAAAAAGGUUGGCUCAGGGUGUAAGAACCAUUGUUGCUGCAGUAACUUAUGCUUCAAUGGAUACUCCUGAGCUUACACUACCGCAGGACUUUUCUGAAGCCGACAUUCCAAAUCAAGCUGUUCGUUCAAGUCUUCUCGCGGCCCUCCACUUCCAAAAGCUACAGGAAGACCCCAAACGUAUCCUGAACAUCUCUGACUGUGUCAUCACCAUGUCACAUAUGGUGAACCGACUUUACUCUAUCUUGGAGGCGAUUUUAAGCGUGCGGGCUAAAUUCUUCCACACGAUGCAAGUUGUUUCAACAGCUCCUGCUGGCACCCAUGAUCAUCUCGAUGCCGAGUAUGAGCGCCUGACUAAAAAACUUGGUGCUGGCACCAUUCCAAACCCAGUCAUCGGGGCGCUGACCGCUUUUAUUGUUGGUGGGGUCAAGGGACUCAUGACUUACCCCACUGACACCAACAGAUAUGGUGUGGUGAAGCUUACACACUUCAUAGUCCUGGUUGACAAACUUCAAGGAGGAAAAAAGAUUGAAGAGCCCAUCUGGAAGUAUACCCAGAAGUAUAUUUUAGAUACUAUUGAAGAAGCGCUUUUCCCUCAAGGUUUUGAAAAGGCUCGGAGGGAUCUUGAUUCUGGUAUUUAUGAUGACUCAUGGGACCAUACUGACUUUUCCAAGAUGAACCUAGGCAAGGCAAUGGAGUUGGACUUUUUUGCCUUCUGCACCAACAGGUCUCUCUUUCCAGGUGGUGACUCUUAUAAAGCUCCGCUGUUUGAACUACCUGAUAUACCAGCUGCCAAAGUUCCUGAAGUCACUGAAUGA
Melampsora larici-populina 98AG31 is the source of this 3975-nucleotide messenger RNA. RefSeq lists its product as uncharacterized. The record is from RefSeq and is a predicted model, not a curated record. NCBI's taxonomy places the organism in Eukaryota, Fungi, Basidiomycota, Pucciniomycetes, Pucciniales, Melampsoraceae. Bases 1 to 3975 code for a protein of 1324 amino acids. The transcript has 6 exons.